AGGAGGACGGUGUGCAACGACGAGGAGUCGUCGUAGUAGCUCGUCCAAGUUCGACCGUAGACGGCGACGGUAUCGUGCCGCGUGUAUCUCGCGCGGAUCCCUCCUCGGCACGGCAAGGACGCUCUUCAAAGAGCGUCCAGGUACGAAAGAGAAGUGCGCGAGUGACCGAACGUAGGGGAGGAUUAAUCCGGUGUGAUUAUUUUCUUGCGGUGUCGUUUGUCGAGGAGGAGAGGAAGAAAGGAAGUUAUGUCGAUGAUAUUGCGAGGAUAAGUGCGAUCAAUCGUCAAAUUUUAAACAGAGAAUACAUAAUACGAUAUAGAAAGAGAGGAUAAGAGUAAGAGAUAGAGAGAAUAAUUAAAAGAAACAAAAGUAAAAUACACAAAAUUGGUGUUGGUGAAAAUUAUGAGUUACGAGGAUCGUCGAGUGCUACUAGCACGAGAUAAGAGAUAGGCCAGAGAAAUGCCAUCGGGUCGACGUGGUAUCGGUGGAUCUCGGCCGGUCUCUCGGUUCUAAAGUUUUUUUACGUCAAAAGUGGAAGUAGCGAAAUAAGAAGGUUAGACCAAGGUGAUCUUUAUUAAGGAGAAAAAUUAAGAGAGAAAGAAGGAAGGAAGGAAGACGGAAGGAAAGAAGGAAGGAAGGAAGGAAGGAAGGAAGGAUAUACAGCAGCAAGGGCGAGGAGAAUCGAAAGAUUUGCCGUAGCGCGCUCAGCUUCCGGGAUUCGUGGGUGUUUUUACGCGCUCGGCGUGGAUCGAUAGCCGUCUCUCGCGAGCUCGGUUCAGCUUUGACGACGUCCGCGGCGUCAACAGGACGACGACGACGACAACGACUACGACGAGGAGUUGGUUCGAAGGACAAGUCAUUUUUAUUGAAGCUUGGACGCGAAAUAAUCGCGUGUAUUACUUACAAGAAGUGGGAGAAAUAAGGGAAGGAAGUAGUAGGAAGAGAAAGAGGAAGAAGGUGAGGAGAGGAUAGGACAGGAUAGGAUACAAGAAGAAAGGGCCGAGUUCCGGUGAUAUAUGGGGGACUUCGGCACAACCAGUCUCUUCUCGAGUACCUUGUCCGGGCCAAAAUCGUCGAUCGGUAGUAGUUCGAGCGCGGCCAUAUCCCUGUCAACGUCCACCAUGCAGGACGACCUGCUGAUCGAAAAGCAGAGCACGGGAAAGCCGGCGCCUCUCUCGCCGAGCGCUGCCCUCGAUAACGUCGGCGGUCCUCAGGAGAAGUCCAAGGACGCGGUUGAGGUCGAGAGUAUUGCUAUAACAUCGACGACGCCCUCUUCUACGGAAAAGGAGAUAAUCGCGUGUAGCACGACCUCGGCCCUUCAAGGUUUUAGCGAUCCGGCCAGGGUACCGAGUCUUUGGGCAGACGACACCACGGGUUUGGAUCUGCCGGUGAACGGUUCGAUCGCUGCUUUUCAAAAUUUUCCUACCGGAGGUCCGGCCGGCUUUUUUGCCGGCACAGCUGCGGCCGUUUCAACGAAUACUCGACGAGCGAUCACGGCUAGUCAUAAUUUUCCACAACAACACGGUAACGUGGGCGCUGGGGCGCCAACCACAAGGCACGGCCUUCCCGUAUCUACACCUCAGCAACAGCAGCAACAACAACAGCAACAACAGCAGCAACAACAGCAGCAACAACAACAACAACAUCAACAACAACAACAACAACCACCACCAACCUCACAUCCAGGGGUUUAUCUACCUAGUAAAAGUUAUGCCGCGUGGUCAGGUGGGCCUCAAGCACCACAACAAUGGGGCGGAGGACCCCAAACGGCCGCUGCUGUCGCUAGUCAAGGUCUUUCUCCUUGGAGUCGUGGUAGGUCCGUUCCAAAUCUACCACCUCUGCACUCCUCUCUUCACGCUGCCGCUGCUGCUGCUGCUGUCGCUGGUCUUCAAGGAAGAAAACCAAGUCCCACGUUUCCUGGACAUCCUGGACCUGCUGCUCAUCCUUCCUGCAUAAGCCCGGUCAGGCAAUUUCGCAGGAGCACGUCUUAUCCUGGAAAGGGUAACAUCUAUCCACCUCAGCCGGCGCCAACGUUCGAGGUCACCGCUGCGGAGGAGAGGGACCUGCUGUUACCGCCCUUUCAGCAGGAUCGCAUGACGGCCAAUGGAAAUUCACCGUUGGACAGUAUGCGAACAUUGGAACAUUACCUGAACGACAUCAUGCGAGCUGGUGCUGCGGAUACACCUGAACAUCUGAAAGGUAUGUACGUGAGUUUUCAAAGACAAUUAAAUCAACGAGAAAGAUCUCAGAUCAUUGGUGAGUCAUUGACAUAUGCAUAA
Polistes dominula (European paper wasp) is the source of this 2279-nucleotide messenger RNA. RefSeq names its product cytoplasmic polyadenylation element-binding protein orb2 (gene orb2). The record is from RefSeq and is a predicted model, not a curated record. Lineage: Eukaryota; Metazoa; Arthropoda; Insecta; Hymenoptera; Vespidae. Gene Ontology annotation, cellular component: neuron projection; synapse; cytoplasm. Gene Ontology annotation, biological process: negative regulation of cytoplasmic translation. Gene Ontology annotation, molecular function: mRNA regulatory element binding translation repressor activity; ribosome binding; translation factor activity, RNA binding.